CAUUUUAAAAAAGAAAUAACCACACUCGUCCUUCUCCUCAGUGACACUUUCUCAGCUCUGCUUUCUUGAAAACCAAGAUGAGCUACACUCACUUUGGGAAGUACGUGAUGAGAAUGGUCGACCUGUUCCACAGACACGCCAAACCUGAUGACGUGACUGACGAGCCGAGCCUGCUGAUGUUGCUGAAGGAGAAUUUCCCUAACUUUGUCCAGGCCUGUGAGAAAAAGGACAACAAUUAUCUGUCCUAUAUCUUUGAGGAAAGGGAUCAGAAUAAGGACAAGAAGAUCCAGUUUUCGGAGUUUCUGUGCUUGGUGGGGGACAUAGCCAUGGACUACCACAGGCAGAGUCACGGAGCCACACCCUGUUCGGGGGGAAGACGGUGAUGGUGCCCAGACUCAGGCCGCCAGAAACCACAAGAAAUGAUAGUGUCCCUUUUGCCCAG
Molecule: messenger RNA, 442 nt
Organism: Pipistrellus kuhlii (Kuhl's pipistrelle)
Lineage: Eukaryota; Metazoa; Chordata; Mammalia; Chiroptera; Vespertilionidae
Product: protein S100-A7-like
Exons: 1
Coding region: 78-383 (101 amino acids)
Molecular function (GO): transition metal ion binding; calcium ion binding
Source: RefSeq, a predicted model, not a curated record